Phlebotomus argentipes is the source of this 7852-nucleotide messenger RNA. It is a transcript of the gene Nipped-B, whose product is annotated as nipped-B protein. The record is from RefSeq and is a predicted model, not a curated record. NCBI's taxonomy places the organism in Eukaryota, Metazoa, Arthropoda, Insecta, Diptera, Psychodidae. Gene Ontology annotation, molecular function: chromatin binding. Gene Ontology annotation, biological process: replication-born double-strand break repair via sister chromatid exchange; establishment of mitotic sister chromatid cohesion; regulation of gene expression. Bases 280 to 6570 code for a protein of 2096 amino acids. The transcript has 21 exons. Gene Ontology annotation, cellular component: Scc2-Scc4 cohesin loading complex.
GGCGGCCAUUUCUUAAAGUUUUUUGUUGUUGCUCGCAAAAGAGAGAAUUUUUCGUAAAUUUGGUGAAAAUUCAGCUACUCUCUGGCUAUUUUCCACGCGAAUACGCGAGUAUUGGUGGUGAUCUUGUGCGCUACAGUGGAAAAGGCAAUGAGGAGUGGAGCAACGCGACAGAGAACCAAGGAAUCCAUGUAAAAUGCAAGCAAUCGGACUUACAACGGUGGAAAAAGGAGAUUUAUACUGAGAUCGUCAAAGGAUUCCUGACAGUUUUCGGGCGGAAAGAUGGGAGACAAGGACAUUCCCAGUGUUCCCACAACAACACUGGCCGGAUUGACCGAUUUAUCUGACUUCCUCAGUGAACUACCAUUAAGUGAUCCGGCUCUUGUCACAUCGCUCCUGGACAAAUCGCUUCUCUUCCAUCCGCGUGUGGCCGAAGAGGCGCGGAAUCUGCUGGCCGUGCAGGAUGUCAAUCGCGUUCAGCAGCUCGUGAGAGCCCUUGAGCAAACCAAUGCAGAUCAAAUCGAAAUCCUGGACGAAUUCAACGUUAUAGAAUCGAGUUCGGCGCAACAAAAUGUGCCGGAACUCCUGCAGGCCAUCUACAAAUUCAGGCCUAAUGUCUUUCAAGAGGGAAGAUCUUCCUUUGGCGCGGCUGCUGCUGGAUCCAGUUCUGUGCUCAAUUGGGCCGCCCAGACGCCGGCGCAGGCGUAUGCGGAGCCCCAGCAACCGCAGGUGUUCAUGGGGCAGCAACAGCAGCAGCAGGCGCAGACGCAAGUGAUCUACCAGCAGCCGAACAUCAUCCAGAGCACUAUGAACUAUGAUGGAUCGGUGCUGCAGCAGUCGCACGUGAUGCAGCACGUGCCACAGGCUCAUCCAUCGCCACAGGCGCAGCCCGUUCAGCUGGUGAUGACGCCACAGCAGUCGCCAUACGAGGCGCAGUACUCACAGCAGCAGCACGCUCAGCAUCAGACGGUGCAGCCAGUGCAGCACACCUCAGUGGUCGUGACGCAGCCUCAGCGACAGACAAAUGUGGCGUUGAAGUCGCAGAUUCACCAGCAAAGUCAGGGACUUCAGUCCUUUCCCACGUACAAUGCGAUCGUGGAGAACACAGCGGUGCAGCCGGUGAUUCAGCAGCACCAGCAGGCAGUGCAGGUGAUACAGCAGCCGCAAUCUCAGGCACAACAGCAAUUCCCAGUGCAAGCGCAACAAAUGCCACAGACGCCUCAAGGGCAGGUUCAAACGCAGAGUGAGUCUGGCGGCGUGAUUAGGCAGUUGAAUGCGGAGCCGUUGACGCAAAAGUUGGCCCCGAGGAACAAUGAGUAUCUGGCGCAGCAGCAGCAAAACAAGAACUUUGACUCGAGGGGUCAAUCACCGGCACAGGCGGUCGAUGCAGUGGCUGUGGCUGAAUCAUCCAGUGUCAACACGGAUCUGCGAUAUCCGAUGGUGAAGAAUAGCACAAUGCAUCAGCCUGAGGAGCAAUCAGUUGAUCAGCACGUGAGAAAUUGCGUGCAGCCACAAGAGCACAGUGCGACGGCGAACUGCACAGACAAGGAUAAGGCGGGGAAUGAUGUGGAGAUGGAUGAUGAGACAACAAGGGCUCUCGGUGGGCGAAUGGCGAAAGUAUGUCUCAAUCGAUUGACGAAGGAGGAACUGGAAAAGACACUAGGAGGCAGCAAUGCCGAGUCUGACUCUCUAUUUAGUAGGAUGAAAGCGACGGAACGCAAACGAAGAGUUCCUGAAAACAGCGAAAAACCAGAUGAGGAAUUAAUAUCAAAACCAAAAUUGCGACGAAUUGAGAGGGUGUUGAUGCCUGUGCUGAAGAAGUUGGAUGACCACGAACUGCUAAACUCGAAUACAUAUAAUCACUUCAACGCAACAAUGGAGAAGAUUUUCGAUCAACUCGAUGAGACUGAAGCGAAUUUAAGUUUGGAUGACUGUGAUGAUAACUAUGAAUGCAUUUCGACGGCGCUAUUGAACAGUAUCAGUGCAGAGGCGGCAAAGUUGAAGGUGAAGGGCUCCUUCGAGAUGUUACCGCAGAAUAAGUUGUCACUCUUGAUUACGUAUGCCUUAAGGAGUGUCGCUGUGGCGAAGAAUCUUUCUGCUGGGCCAGACAUGCAAGAGGAGCUCGUGUCACGGACGUACAUUGAGAAGAUUGUGAAUGCACUGGAGGCGUCGCUGCUUGUGUGCAACAUCUACAGUUGUCUCAAUGUAAAGUUUCUGCAGGAGGACAAUUUGGAUUUUAUCAUCAAGUUUGUGCAAUUUCAACUACGUGAAACGAUAUUUCCGUCAUAUGAUGCUGUGUAUUCGGUGGAGACGAAGAAGAAGAGUGACAACAAGAAGAAGAAAACGGGAUAUGGACAGGUCAAAGGUGUUGGAACGAUUUACUCAAAGAUUGUCGAUCUCACAAAGGUACUCGUGACAAUCUUCUCAAGGUUCCAGUUUGAGGACACCAUUGUAAUUCAUGCAUCGGCAAUUGGUGUGGAGCCAUUCUUUGUCGACAACAUUGAUACGCUGCAGUUUGUGUGUUUGGAUCUCGUGACAACGAUCUUCAAGAAUGAGAAAUACUCUAAGCAUCGAAAUAACAUUCUGGCGGAUAUUCUCACGUCGCUGGAUCGCUUGCAUGGGUCCAAGAAGAUGCUGCGACCGUACAAGUUGGCCAAUAAUGGUGGAAACAUCCAAAUGGUCACCGCUCUGGUGCUGCAGUUAAUUCAGUGUUCAGUUGUGUUACCGGACAGUAUGUGUGAGAGUGUUAAUCACAAGAAGCGCAUCAAUAGUGACCAGAAACCACGCACAGAUAAGGAUAUCUUCAUAUCGGAGAAGUACGAGACGGCAAAGUGUAUUGGUGGCAAUUUCCUGCAGACAUUUCUCAGCAAGUGUAAGCCAAGAUCGGGUGAAACAGACUUCCGUCCACUGUUUGAGAAUUUCAUCCAGGAUCUCUUGACGACGGUGAAUAAGCCAGAGUGGCCGGCAGCGGAGCUGCUGCUGAGCCUCCUUGGUCGAUUGCUGUACCGCAAUAUGUCGGAUAAAUCUGUGGAGCAGUCAAUUAGGCUGGUAUCGUUGGAAUAUUUGGGCCUCGUGACGGCAAGACUGAGGAAGGACACGGUGGAGUCGCGGUGUAAGGUCAGCACAAUGGAUCAGAUGAUAAAGUACAUCAAGAUUGAGCAGGAGAAGGAAGGUGAUCUCGCGAAUGUGGAUUCAAUAGCACAACUCGAUCCGGAUGAGGAGAGAGUGGAGUUCCUGCAGAAGAUACUACUUGACUUUUUGGCUGUGAAUGCACAUGAGGAUAAUAUCUGGGACCAUGCGAGGCACUUCUAUCUGACACAGUGGUACAGAGACAUCAUGAAUCGCAAGAAGGAGAUUGCUGAUGGGAAGAAGGGUUAUGCCACGAGGAAGACGCCCAAGAAGAAGCGACGAAAUGCGUCAGAGUCAUCGGAGAGUGAAGAGGAGAGUGAGGAUGAGAUUGAGAGGGAGAAGAAGAAGUCUGGUGUGGAUCAGGAGUUGAAUCUCGAGAUUUUUCGUAUACUGGAUCAGCGAAAAAAGUAUCUCAUCGACAAUAUAAAAUCAUACUCAUUGAAUAAUAUGGCGGUGCAGGAUGUGAAGACGUACAUUGACUACAACAAUGCUCAAUUGAUUGCACAAUACCUGAGUGGUCGACGAUCAUUCUCGCAGAGUUUCGAUCUCUAUCUGCGACAGAUCAUCAAAGUUGUGUGUGAGCAGUCAAUUGCCAUACGCACCAAGGCGAUCAAGUGCUUGGGGAAUAUUGUGGAGGUGGAUCCGUCGAUACUGACGAGGAAGGAUAUGCAGAUGGGUGUGAAUCACAAGUUCCUCGAUCAGUCCAUUGCUGUACGAGAGGCUGCUGUAGAUUUAAUAGGAAAAUAUGUGUUGACUAGUCCUGAACUGAUAAAUCAGUAUUAUGAAAUGCUAUCACACCGGAUAUUGGACACGGGAGUUUCAGUGCGAAAGCGUGUUAUCAAGAUUCUCCGUGACAUUUGCCUCGAGUAUCCGGAUUUCGACAAGAUCCCAGAGAUUUGUAUGAAGAUGAUAAGGCGGGUGAAUGACGAGGAGGGCAUUCAGAAGCUGGUGACUGAUGUUUUUCUCAACAUGUGGUUCUCGCCGGUCAGUUCUGGUGAUAAAGAUGCCGUUGGAAGGAAAAUCACCCAAAUUACCGAUGUUGUGAAUGUCUCAUUGGAGAAUACACAGUGGCUGGAUGGACUUCUCAGGAGUAUUUUUAAACCAAAAGAAAAUAAGGAGGACACAACGAAGACACCAAAAGAACCGCCAAAGCAGAUUGUCACAGCGUGUGAGCAAAUAGCCGAUGGCUUGGUGGAUGCUAUCAUGAAGCUGGAGGGCACGGACAAUAGGAAGAUGCUGGGAUGCAUCACGACCAUGCAUUUGUUUGCCAAAAUUCGACCACAACUCCUCGUGAAGCACGCCAUAACGCUGGAGCCGUACUUGAACAUUAAAUGCAACUCGAUGAGCAUGAUUAAGUUUCUGAGUUGUGUGGCGGAAAUAUUGGAAUAUGUGGUGCCGCUCAUGGAGCAUCCCAGUGACUCCUUCCUCGCCGACUUGGAGGCGCAUCUCACGAUGUUGAUUGUGUCACAAAAUAGAACCGUUGUCAGUAGUUGCAUCUCGUGCUUGGGCGCCAUUGUGAACAAGCUGACGAAGAAUUAUGCCCUGAUACGUGAUUGCUUCAAGAGGUUUUUCUACCCUUAUCUGCUAACAUACAAGGAGAAGGGUCAACAGAAUCCGAAUUUCACCUUUGAUAUGGUCUUCAAGUCGCCAGGCUUUCGUCGAAGUAUCUUCAUUGUGGGUCUCCUAAUGCGAUAUUUUGACUUCAAUGUGGCUGAAGUGUACGGCGAGGGCAGUCGCAAUGGGUUACCGGCAAAGAUCUGCGAUGAAGUGUUUGACACAUUCAUGUAUUACGUGGUGUGUCACAAUUUGGACAUCAGGAAGGAGAUACUGAAUGCUCUUGGUUACUUCUGCGUGAAAAACUAUGAGUAUCUGACAAUGCCACAGCUCAAAGACUUCUACAGAGAUCUUCUGACAUCAGAAACCGUCCAGACGGACAUUAAAGUCAAUGUGGUGAAGAAUAUCUUGCUGUAUCUGAGCGAGGAAGAUCAAAGAAUGGAUCAGGAUGAGAAAGAAUGGGAGAGUCAAGCCAAGAAGGAGGAUUUGAAAGAAAUGGGCGAUCUAAAGGCGGGAAUGGCGUCAAGGGUUAUUCAGCUGUACCUGAAGGAGAUCUUGGAGUGUUUCCUCAAUUGUGACAUUCAAUUGCGCAUCUGGUCAAUGAAAGUGGUCGAUGCAGUUCUCACUCAAGGUCUUGUGCAUCCAAUUCAAAUAGUACCCUAUCUUAUAUGCCUGAGUACAGAUUGUGAGAACUCGGUAUCAAAUUCAGCUGAUCGACAUCUGCAAGAGAUUGAGAAGCAACAUCCUGGCUUUAUCAAUAUGAAAUCCCACGCGGGCAUUCAAUUGUCGUACAACUUGCAGAAGCUGCUGCAAGUCAAUGAGAAGACCAAUAUUGUUCGUGGAUGCAGGGCGAAAGAAAAGGGUGAACCACAGUCAGCGCUCACGGGAUUCCUGUAUACACUGUUGAGGAAUGCCAAGCCACAGAGAAGGGCACUGAUUCAAUCAAUCAUCAAGCAAUUUGACAAUCAGAAAGUGGAUUUGCGUCGAAUGUUGUAUCUCACUGACAAUUUGGCGUACUAUCCGUAUGCAGUGCAGGACGAACCGCUGUACAUCAUUCAUCAGAUUGACGUUGUGGUCACUGUGACGGGGACAAAUUUGCUGAGUAACUUCCGUGAGGGUCUCAAGCAAGAGCAGCCAGCAAAUCCGGGUGAAGAACAGCCAAAUAUUCUGGAUGACGAUGAUGAUGAUGACAAGGAGGCCAUCCUGAAUCGACUUCCUGAGAAUUUGGCUGAUCUCCAGAGUUGCAUAACGGCUGCUCAGGGUUGUAUGCUCCUGCUGUUGUUGAAGCAACAUCUUAAGGAUUGCUAUGGAAUCACAGAUAGUAAAAUCACUCGAUACUCACCAUCGGAGCCGGCGAAAAUCUAUGAGAAAGCAAUGCAAAAGCGUGCAAUCUUAGAGUUUAAUCCAAAAUCAACGAUUGACAUCAUCAAAGAGGAGGAGUCCAUUGGCAUGGAGAUGAAUGAGACUGUGAGGAAGAAGCUGGUCGAUAGAUAUUUGGAUUUCAAGCAAUUGAUGCUGAAGUUGGAUCCUGAGGAUUCAGACGAUGAGGAGACCGCAAAGCCACCAUUGACGACGGUUGUGGACUUUGAGCAGCAAAUCGAGAGCUUCUCCACAACGCCUCAUGUAAAUAAUGUGAUGAAUAACUCAGUGCAGCCAAACGCAGUGAAUAAUGUUGUUAAUUCGACAAAUCAGUCAUCCUAUACGCAAUCAGGUGUUGAUCCUCUUGCAACAUCGCAUCAGUCACACAACCAAGUGACGACAAAGACCCCAAUUAAGGCGAGUCCGGUGAAGAAGACGCCCGCACGCAAGGCACAAACGAAGAGGAAGAAGAAGAGGGUGUCUUCCAGUGACGAAGAAGACUACGAUAACAGUGAUAGUGAUUAUCUGUAAGAGGGAGACAGGGAUUAAGAAGAUCACAGUGUGUACAUAGAAAAUUAUCCGGAGGAGUCGAAAGAGAGAGAGAGACAGUCAGACUCCAGAUGUGCGCGAGUAUUCCAAUUGUAAUAUAUCUAAUAACGGAGACAUAUUGUCAGAUUGCUGGCAAGAGACACAGAAUGAAGAAUCACUAAAGGUCACUCAACCAAUUAAAAUUAUAAAUAGAAAUUAGAUUAUAUAAAUACGAUAAUUGAUGAGAAAAAUGUAUAGCGAUAAGAGAUUUUCUACAUAAAUGAAUGAUCCUUUAAAUUAAAUUUAAUUAGCAAUAAGAAUUGUAUAAAGAAUUACACCCAUACAUAAUUUAAAUAUACAUUUACAUUAUAUAGAGAGAUCUUGAAGUAUAUAUAUAUACAAUUUAUUGUAAUAAUAAUAAAAACUAUGAAAAUCUUAGCGAUACUGUUGAGUUGAGCAAAGAAAAGGGCGAGCGGAACUUAAUUUAUUUCGAAAUCAAUCUUUAUUUCUAUUAGUAAUAAAUUCUUAAAUAAUGUCUUCGCGUGAGAAGUUGUAGCGAAAUAGAGAGCAAAUUAUAAAUACAUAUAUUUGAAAUACGGGAUGAGAAAAAAAAUAUUUAAAAACUGAAGUCGUAGACGUAGAUUAACUCUUAGCUAUUGUACAUUUUUUUCAUUUUUUCUCAUUAAAUGGAAAAAAAGAGAAAAGUUAAUAUAUAAAUUCAGUGCGAAAUAAUAUUAUUUCAUCUCAUGCAGAUUUAAAUAAAAAAAAACAAUAUUUGUGCGGAGUAAUUUAGACGAGAAACAAAUAAAGAAGAAAAGAACAUUUUGAGAAUAUUAAAAAAAAAAUUGAUGAGUUUUAUAUUUUUAUAUGUGUAAAAUUAAAUCUAGACGAAAAUGGUAAUAUAGAGAGAUAUCAAUAUUUAAUACGAGCAGAUUGUUGCUCCUAAGCAAAAAAAAACUAUAUAAUUUAUUGAAGAAAAAAAACAAGUGAAAAGAUAUGCAAAAAUGACGAUUGAGAUAGUAAAUUUUGAAAGAAAAGUAAAAAAAAAAAGGAAUUACAAAAACUGCGAAAUAAAAAGUCGUUGUAUUAAUGAGAAAAUUAUAACUGUAAUCACCCACAUAAAUGACGUGACAAUUUGUAAAAUUGAAACAGUUUCGAUGAAUUGUGACUUAUGUGGUGGAUAAAAUACAAAUUAUUAUAAUUGUAAGAUUGAAGAUGUGAGAAGAAUGGGAAUGGGUUGGGAAAAGUAUGUAAAUUACAGACGAAAUAUAAAUUGAUGAUGAAA